AGACGAGAGGGGGAAUAGGAACAAAUGGGAGAGACACGCAAGAGCUGGGGGCGGGAUAGGAUAGGACCAGAGCGGGGCAACAUGGGCAGGAGCUAAGGACAGGCAGGAGCAGAAAGCAGGCGGAAUUGGGUGGGCAGGAGCUAGGUGGAGAUAGUAGCAGGGAAGGGGAAGAGGCAGGAAUUGGAAGGGGGAUAGGAGCAGAAGGGAGCAGGUAGAGGCUUGGGGGGGCAGAGACACAGGGCUUGGUAACCACUAGAGAACGCUCCACUCCAGAUCUGAACUAGAACCCAUUGUUUAGAGUCUCAACAUUCUUUGCUGUCUAGCAGUAGCUGUGAAACCCACUGGCAAAGUGUGUGUCCUAUCCCCCUUUAGUGGCUGGUCCACAUAAAAGAUAACAACCUUCUACUGCUAUCAGUUACUCUGUUAGCUCUCGUGGUAGAAGUGUGCGCUGUGAAUCCAAAGGUCGCAACCUUGUUGACGAUCCAUCAGGGGUCCCCAGUGUGGUCCCAUGGAAUGACAUUUUUGUUUUUUCAGUGUUUUAGUUUAUUAAAACCAUAGGAAAUUACACCCAAAACACUACAUUAAAAUAAUGUUACGGCUGUGCCUUGACUUUACAAAAGUUAGGAAAUACAGUGUUACAUUUUCCUAUGCAACCUUAAUUUGCCCCUGUUGUGUUUAUGUAUUAUGAUAUAGUCUUCAAUUAUGUGAUCAAAUGCUGGUUCCCUGGAUGUGGAGCCAAACAUAGGGAGCAUGUCCUGAAAUGAUACCCACAGUGACAGAGCUUAGGGAGUCCUGCUGGCUCUCUACGGUCCUCUUUGACUUCCUGGAGUCCCUUCACACAUGGCCAGCAUGGAAACUUUAGGCGGAUGGCUAAGCCCUACUCGGGGUGCAGCUAAUGCUGGCCAGGCCUGGGCUAGGGCUGAGUCAUAGAGGGCCAAGGCUUGUGUGACAGUCUGCCAUUACAAACAGGCAGCUGAGAAUCAACAACUGAUGAAAGAACAAGAGAAUCCUCCCUGCCUGCUCCCUCAUCCUACCACACCCCACCUCCCCUGCAGGCAGGAGGGCCCCAUGCCUGGCUUCCAUUGAGGGCAGUGGGCAUGGGGCACCAGAAGGGACCUUGCAAGCAGCUUUCUCCUCUAGCACAAGAGGGAUGUUCCAUCCCUGCAGCGGGGAGCUGGCCCCUGGGGUGGGAGUGCAAAGUGCCUCCCACCAAAAAUGGAAAACAAGAGAAAAUCAGGGAUCAAGACUCCAAUACACCUUUUCUCAAUUAGUUAUUCAUGAAAAAUCUAUAUUCAGAAAUCCACAGUUCAAAUUAAAUUAAAAUAAAUCCAAAUAUGUUAAACUAUGGAAAUACACAGGAUGAUGGCACUACAGGGCAGAGUUAAGAUCUUCUGUAUAACAGAGCACAUCCUACAUGUAGGCAAUGGAGUCACAUGAUAAGUGUUGGCAAGGAAAUGAAGAAGACUGGACAUUUAUCAGCAACAGAAGUAGGAGACCCCAAAGAAUAACUUCACAGAUGGACGUAUGGAAUCACUACUGGGGGCUGAGCAAGAUGUCUGAAGAGAACAAGCUGCAAGAACCAACUGGAGGAAAGGACCUACAGAUAGUGCAGGAAGGAACUGAGAACUGCUGCUCUGUUUAAACCAGACUGACCUUGGACAAACCCAAGAGAGCAUCCACAACUGGCCAAAGAAGACAGACAAUCUUCACUGGGGACUCCAUACUAAGAAAAAUGGACAGACCAUUCUGCAAGGAGCAGAAGGACUAGAGUCCAAGCGUGGAGAGCACAGGUGACCACGCAGAGCUCAUCAGCACAGGUAACCGUGAUGGAGUCCCAGGAUCGCAAAAGAGCUCCAGCAUGGACCGAACAGGAGGUACGGGAUCUGCUCGCCAUAUGGGGAGAUGAAUCAGUGCUAGCUGAACUCCGUAGCAGUAAACGAAAUGGCAAAAUAUUAGAAAAGGUCUCCAAGGCCAUGAAGGAGAGAGGCCAUAACAGGGAUGCACAGCAGUGCCGCGUGAAAAUUAAGGAGCUAAGGCAAGCAUACCACAAAGCCAGAGAGGCAAACGGAAGGUCCGGGGCAGAGCCGCAAACAUGCCGCUUCUACACGGAGCUGCAUGCGAUGCUAGGGGGUGCAGCCACCACUACCCCAACCGUGUGCUUUGACUCCAUCAAUGGAGAAUCACGCAACAGGGAAGCGGGUUCGGGGUACGAGGAAGAUGAGGAUGAAGACAAUGAAGAUAUCUCACAGCAAGGAAGUGGAGAAACCAGUAUCCCCAACAGCCAGGAUAUGUUUAUCACCCUGGACCUGGAACCAGUAACCCCCGAACUCACCCAAGGCGUGCUCCCAGACCCUGAGGGCACACAAGGGACCUCUGCUGCAAAUGUUUCUCCUUCGCAGAGGCUAGUGAAGAUUAGAAUGAGAAAAUGGCGGAUUUGGGAUGAUAUGUUCUCGGAGCUCUAGAUGUCCUCCCACGCUGAAAGAGCACAGCAGAAUGCGUGGAGGCAGUCAAUGACUGACUACAGAAAAGCACAAUAUGAAUGAGAGGAGAGGUGGCAGGAUGAAUCACGGGCUGAAAAUGAUAGGUGGCGUCAGCUUGUAGACAGAAGGCAAGAGUCGAUGCUCUGGCUGCUGGAGCAUCAAACUGAUAUGCUCCAGGGUAUGGUUGAGCUGCAGGAAAGGCAGCAGGAGCAGAGACCGCCGCUACAGCCCCUGUGUAACCAACAGCCCUCCUCCCCAAGUCCCAUUGCCUCCUCACCCAGACGCCCAAGAACACGGUGGGAGGGCCUCCGGCCACCCAGUCAUUCCACCCCAGAUGAUUGCCCGAGCAUGGGAAGGCUGGCCUUCAAUAAGUGCUAAAGUUUUAAAGUUUUAAACUGCAGUGUGUCCUUUUCCUUCCCUCCUCCCCGACCCCUCCCGGGCUACCUUGGCAAUUAUCCCCCUAGUUGUGUGAUGAAUUAAUAAAGAUUGCAUGAAUGAGAAGUAACAAUGACUUUAUUGCCUCUGCAA
Messenger RNA from Malaclemys terrapin pileata, 3008 nucleotides. RefSeq names its product myb/SANT-like DNA-binding domain-containing protein 2. Bases 1827 to 2462 code for a protein of 211 amino acids. The record is from RefSeq and is a predicted model, not a curated record. The transcript has 4 exons. Lineage: Eukaryota; Metazoa; Chordata; Testudines; Emydidae.